Molecule: messenger RNA, 2557 nt
Organism: Amphiprion ocellaris (clown anemonefish)
Lineage: Eukaryota; Metazoa; Chordata; Actinopteri; Pomacentridae
Product: zinc finger protein 345-like
Exons: 2
Coding region: 44-2410 (788 amino acids)
Source: RefSeq, a predicted model, not a curated record
GAACGGGUCAGACCGGGCUGUUUUCCUUCCUCCUGGCCCGCGUAUGGACCUCUGUACCGGGAUGUCUGAGGCAGGAGCUCCGCCGCGCUGCGGUCUCCGGGUCCUGGCGGACUCGGUGUCGGAGCAGCUGGCCCAGGUCGGGGAGGAGGUGUUGUCCGUGCUGGAGAAGCGCAGCGGCGGGUCCAGCUGCUGCGGAGCCCCGCUGCUGCGGAUGCUGCUCAGUGAGCGACUGGCGGCGGCGGCGCAGCGGAUCGUGGCGCUGCUGAAGCGGGAGGUGGAGGAGUACCGGCGGCAGCUGGAGCGGCAGGGCCGGCUGCUGGAGGCGGUGCUGAGCCCGGUGGUCCGACUGACCCGGACAGACUCGUCUCCUCUCAGGACAACCACCACUGAUGAUGACCUGCCAACAGACUCCGCCCACCUACCCACAGCCCCACUAAGCUCCGCCUCUUCGGAAGUCUCUGCAACUGAGAGUGACGCUGACUGGAGGGGUGGCGACGUCUCCGACAGUAAAACAACAGACAGGACGGCCAGAGGACGGCGCCUCAGCAAACAGCGGGCGGCACCAUCGGACCGGCCGGAGAAUCAGCGCUGUUUCAUCUGUGAGAAAACUUUCCGCCUUAGAGGGAACCUACUGAAACACGUAGAGACGCACUCAGAUGACCCACAGCGACUCUGUGGAGUCUGUGGACAGCAUGUUGAGUCCUCGGAUGGUUUGUCGAACCACCUCAGGUCUCACAGAGAAACUAGCGGUGGCACCUGCGAUGUCUGCGGGAAAACAUUUCAGAACAUGGAGACACACAUGAGGAGCCACACCGGCAUCAAACCGUUCAACUGCGACAUUUGUGGCAAACGUUUCCCUCGACCUGGUGCACUGCGGCGCCACAAGAAGAUCCACAGCAGGACGGAGCCACUGCACCCGAGGACGGACGGAGGACAGACGGAAGAAGAUGACAGCAGUGAUGAUGGCCAGUCGGAGACGCUGAAACCACAAAGAGAUGGAGGACAUGUCUCUGGCCAGCCGCCUGCCACCCUCUGUUGCAGAGUCUGCGGUGAUUCCUUCCACAGCCGUGGCUUCCUGAGGAAACAUGCUGAGACGCACUGCAGGGAUGCUGCCUGCGUCUGCGGGGUCUGCAGCAACCAGUUUGACUCACCUGAUGCUCUGCUAGCUCACCUGCAGUCUCACCGAGAGACCGGCGGCACCUGCAGCAUCUGCGGGAAGAAGUUCCAGAACAUGGAGACGCAUAUGCGCAGUCACACCGGCGUCAAACCGUACCGCUGCGGUGUCUGUGCCAAACGCUUCCCCCGACCGGGAGCACUCAGGCGUCACAAGAAGAUUCACAGCGGCGAGCGGCCACACGUCUGCCAGUACUGUGGCAAGACUUUCAUCGAGAGCAGCGCCCUGAAAAUGCACAGCCGUAGCCACUCAUGGGAGGUCCAGGAAGAUGACGACGUCCAGCCAGCAGUAGAUCAUCCGAGUUUGACGCCUGAGGCGAAGGACACCAGGAUGCCACCUCCAGCACCACCCUGUUGUAAAGUCUGCGGUGAAGCAUUUCAGAGUCAUGGGAGUCUGAGGAAACACGCCAAGAGCCACUCAGCAGAGUCCAUCUGUGGCAUCUGUGGUGAAAACCUGCCAGCGUCACAAAUGCUGAUGGACCACCUACAGACUCACCGAGAUGCCGGGAAGAUCUGCCACAUCUGUGGCAAAACCUACCAGAACAUCGACACCCACAUGCGCAGCCACACAGGUGUCAAACCGUACCGCUGCGGCAUCUGUGGGAAAAGCUUCCCACGGCCCGGUGCUCUGCGGCGCCACAAGAGAAUCCACAGCGGUGAGCGGCCGUACAUAUGUGAGUUCUGUGGGAAGACUUUUAUCGAUAAUGGUGCUUUGACAACACACAUCAGGAACCACACCGGAGACAAACCUGCCAACCGCGUGUCCUGUGACACUUGUGGCAAAAGCCUGGCCUCAGUCCAUGUACUCGAAGUACACAAGAGGAUCCACACUGGCGAAAAGCCCUUCCAGUGUCGUGUCUGUGGAAAAGCCUUCAGGCAGGUAGGAGGGCUUAAUGCCCAUAUGCUGACGCACACUGGUGAGAAGCCAUUUGGCUGCAGCGUCUGUGGCAAGAGCUUCAGCACCAAAGGUUACCUGGAGACACACCUACGCUUCCACCGCAAGGAGCGUGCCUUCAGCUGCCCGCUAUGCUGGAAGGCCUUUGUCACCAAGAACGACCUGAAGAAACACCUGCUGACGCAUAGCGGCGAGAAACCGUACAGCUGCCGCAUCUGCGGGAAGAGCUACCAGGAGAAACGCUCCCGAGAUGUUCACAUGAAGGUCCACCUGGAUGCCCACAUCAACAAGGAGCCAAUCAGAGGGCAGGAUGCCCUGCAGCCGGACUUAAUCCAGCUGUAGAGCUACAAUUUGUUACACCAGUUUAUACUGGUUCCACACACUGGUGAUCAGAAACCAGUUGACUGGACACUAAACUGUUCCAGACAGUUACCAAAUAAAUCCAAGUAUAAUCCAAAUAAACAAAAUCUAUAUAGAAUGCUUUAAAAA